Maudiozyma barnettii is the source of this 2880-nucleotide messenger RNA. Its product is annotated as plasma-membrane proton-efflux P-type ATPase. The transcript has a single exon. Gene Ontology annotation, biological process: regulation of intracellular pH; proton export across plasma membrane. Gene Ontology annotation, molecular function: ATP binding; ATP hydrolysis activity; P-type proton-exporting transporter activity. Lineage: Eukaryota; Fungi; Ascomycota; Saccharomycetes; Saccharomycetales; Saccharomycetaceae. The record is from RefSeq and is a predicted model, not a curated record. Bases 1 to 2880 code for a protein of 959 amino acids. Gene Ontology annotation, cellular component: plasma membrane.
AUGACUGAAAAGGUUAUACCAGUUGAGUCAGAUUUAGCACCAACUAAUACACAUAUUUCCCCUAGCAGUUCAGUUUCAACCGCAACGAUAGCUAGCCCACGUGAAAAAGAUGAGCCUUCCCCCAUUGAGUCAUUUACUGAGGAGGUGUCAAAUGCAUUUUUAUUAGGAAAUGAGGACAGUAUAGCCUCUUUAGAUAGUACACUAUCAUCUUCUGAUUCUUCUGAUUCUUCGGACGAAGAAGAUGAUAUCAAUGCUUUAAUUAGUGAAUUACAAUCUAAUCAAGAUUCUGAAGAAGAGUUAGAUUUCGAAGAUAACACUGCUACUGUUGGUUCUAGAGUUGUACCGGAAGAACUGCUACAGACUGAUAUUAGCAUUGGACUGACAUUGGAUCAGGUGUUUCAAAGAAGAAGAAAAUACGGGGUUAAUCAGAUGACAGAAGAAAAUGAAUCAUAUAUCAUUAAAUUUUUUAAAUUCUUCUUGGGUCCAAUUCAGUUUGUUAUGGAAGUUGCAGCUAUUUUAGCGGCAGGUCUAUGUGAUUGGGUCGAUUUUGGUGUUAUCUGUGGAUUAUUAAUAUUGAAUGCAUGUGUCGGUUUUAUUCAGGAAUAUCAAGCUUGCUCGAUAGUAGAUGAGUUGAAAAAGACCUUAGCAAAAAGCGCUAUUGUGUUAAGAGAAGGUGAUCUAAUGGAAAUACCCUCUGAUGAGAUUGUUCCAGGUGACCUAAUGCAAUUAGAGGACGGCACAAUAGUUGCUGCAGAUGGUCGAUUGGUAACUGAGGGUUGUUACCUACAAAUUGAUCAGUCUUCUAUUACAGGAGAAUCCUUAGCUGCAGAUAAGCGCUAUGGGGAUCACGUCUUUUCUUCGUCAACUGUCAAGAGAGGGGAUGCAUUUGUGAUUGUUACAUCAAUUGGUGAUAACACUUUUGUUGGUAGAGCUGCAGCUUUAGUGAACAAAGCAUCUAAUACAGAGGGACACUUUACAGAGGUUUUAAACGGUAUUGGUAUUAUUCUUCUAAUUCUUGUUAUCAUCACAUUACUAUUGGUUUGGACAUCAUGUUUUUACAGAACCAAACCUAUUGUUGCAAUAUUAAGAUAUACCCUUGGAAUUACUAUUAUUGGAGUUCCAGUUGGUUUACCAGCGGUUGUGACAACUACUAUGGCUGUUGGAGCAGCAUAUCUGGCCAAGAAGCAAGCUAUAGUUCAAAAUUUAUCAGCCAUUGAAUCAUUAGCAGGAGCUGAAAUUUUAUGUUCUGAUAAGACAGGUACCUUGACUAAAAAUAAAUUAUCAUUGCACCAUCCAUAUACUUUUGAAGGUGUAUCAUCUGACGAGUUGAUGUUAACCGCCUGUUUAGCUUCCUCGAGAAAGAAAAAAGGUUUAGAUGCCAUAGAUAAAGCAUUUUUAAAGGCAUUAGUUCAAUUCCCGACGGCUAAAAGUCUACUGACUAAAUACAAAGUCCUGGAGUUUCAUCCAUUUGAUCCUGUUUCAAAGAAGGUUACUGCCAUAGUAGCAACACCUUCAGGUGAGAAAAUAACAUGCGUAAAAGGUGCUCCGUUGUUCGUGUUAAAAACUGUUGAAGAGGAUCAUGCCAUCCCAGAAGAAAUAUUAGAAGAUUAUCAUACUAAAGUCGCUGAACUUGCUUCUAGAGGUUUCCGUGCUAUGGGUGUUGCUAGAAAAAAGGAAAAACAACAUUGGGAAGUACUAGGUAUUAUGCCUUGUAUGGAUCCACCUCGAGACGAUACAGCUCACACAAUUGUUGAAGCUAAGCGACUAGGUUUGCGAAUCAAAAUGUUGACCGGCGAUGCAGUUGGGAUUGCUAAAGAAACAUGCAGACAACUAGGUUUGGGUGAUAACAUAUACAAUUCUGAGAGAUUGGGUCUUGGUGAUGGUGAUGCAGGUAUGCUCGGCUCUGAACUUGCCGAUUUCGUAGAAAACGCAGAUGGGUUUGCUGAAGUAUUUCCUCAACAUAAAUAUAAGGUUGUUGAAAUACUUCAAAAUAGAGGAUAUUUAGUAGCGAUGACCGGUGAUGGUGUAAAUGAUGCGCCAUCUUUAAAAAAGGCAGACGCUGGUAUUGCAGUAGAAGGUUCCACCGAUGCAGCUAGAUCAGCUGCAGAUAUUGUCUUUUUGGCUCCUGGCCUAUCUGCAAUAAUUGAUGCUUUGAAAACUUCUAGACAAAUCUUUCACAGAAUGUACGCAUAUAUCGUAUACCGUAUUGCACUUUCGAUCCAUCUAGAAAUUUUCCUUGGUUUAUGGAUUGCUAUACUGGAUAAUAGCCUUAGCAUAGAACUUAUAGUAUUUAUUGCCAUAUUUGCUGAUGUAGCAACAUUAGCUAUAGCAUAUGAUAGAGAACAAUAUUUAACGGUACCAGUAAAAUGGAAUCUUCCUCGCUUAUGGGGUAUGUCUGUUGUACUAGGUGUAAUUCUAGCAAUUGGGAGUUGGAUUUGCGUCACGACUAUGUUUUUGCCUAGAGGUGGAAUAAUUCAAAAUUUUGGUUCUAUUGAUGGGGUCAUGUUUCUUCAGAUAUCUCUUACUGAAAACUGGUUAAUAUUUAUUACAAGAGCUGUAGGUCCAUUCUGGUCGUCUAUGCCUUCCUGGCAGUUAGCAGCUGCUGUUUUUGCUGUUGAUAUCAUUGCAACUAUUUUUUGUUUAUUUGGUUGGUGGUCACAGAACUGGAAUGAUAUUGUGACAGUUGUAAGGGUAUGGAUUUGGUCACUGGGUGUAUUUUGUGUUCUAGGCGGUGCAUAUUUCUUAAUGUCUGAGUCAAUUCUGUUUGACAAAUUGAUGAACGGUAAACCUCUUCAAAAAGAGACAGUACAUAACAGAACGUUCGAAGAUUUUGUUGUUGCUAUGAAGCGAAUGUCUACGAAACAUGAAAAGGAGGAAUGA